Messenger RNA from Entamoeba invadens IP1, 1155 nucleotides. RefSeq lists its product as hypothetical. Gene Ontology annotation, biological process: Golgi to plasma membrane transport; exocytosis; intracellular protein localization. Gene Ontology annotation, cellular component: exocyst. The transcript has a single exon. Lineage: Eukaryota; Evosea; Mastigamoebida; Endamoebidae. The record is from RefSeq and is a predicted model, not a curated record. The coding region runs from base 1 to 1155 and encodes 384 amino acids.
AUGGCGAAUUCUGAUGAACUUUUGAAGGUCCUCCAAAAUGGAGAAAAGGCGUAUGUUGAUGAGGUAUAUAGUAAAUGCUUUAAUGAUCAAGUCCAGAACAUUACAUGUCCACAAAUAAAAGGAUACUUGGCUGAUAAGAGUGAACAACUCCGUCAAGCUGUGUAUGACAAUUACCGAGAGUUCUUGGCUAUCACGAGAAGACUCGAAGAAAUUGAACAAGACUUCAUGACGAUUCAUACACAAUUUAACGCGAUUGGAACGGAGUUGGAUGAGUUGAACCAACACUACGCUACAGAGAUGAAAGAACAACAACAGAAGCUCGACAAGUUGGUGAAGGAACGAUCCGCCUUCUUGAAUAUCACAGCGGGAGAGUCGUCGGAUAAAAACGAUAUCAGCAGUCGCGUGCCACAAUUGCGGAAAGACAUCGAAACGAUACUCGACGCUCCCGCACUUCUCCAAGUCUACCUUUCGCAAUGGAACUUCGACGAGUGUAUCAAAAUUCACGACCAAGUGAAAAAACUCUUGGCGGACAAUACGUGUCUUAAAAACGUAUUGAAAGGGCACAUCGCAUUAAUUCAAUUUGAAGAAAUGAUCGACCACAUUGUCGAGAAGUUACAGAAGAGACUCUUUGACCUUUCACUCUCAACACGACAAACGGUUGUUAUCAUUAAUCACUUAAAGAAAGUAACAAACGAAGAGAAAGCAAUGCGAAUCUUCUUGGACGCUCGGAGUGAAGUGACCAAAGAAAGAGUUUCACGAGAAAUGGGGGGUGAGAGUGUCGUCAGUGCAACACAAGAUGUUUGUUUAUUUGCGUUUGGCUUAAUCAAAUCAACGAACACGAUCUUCACUACAGCAUUCACUACAGCACCACUCUCAUGCUUUUCUUCGUGGAACAUUUCAAUGACGAACUUUGUCUUAUCUUCCGUCGAGAAAAGAGUGUGCAACAAAGAAGUCAAACAAAACGCAGUAAAGAUCGAAUGCGUCGAUAAAAUACUCACAUUGUAUAACAAAAACAUCCCAGAGAAAUUGUCACUCAUUUUCAUCGUUAAAAAGUACUUGACUAAUAUCGUCAGAAGUUUGUCAAAAUCAAAGGACGACGUCGACCCAAAAAUUAUUAAAAAGCUCGCAGAAAACGGUUUUGUGUUCACCUUCUAA